This is a messenger RNA of Trematosphaeria pertusa, 2213 nucleotides long. Its product is annotated as CCR4-NOT transcription complex. The record is from RefSeq and is a predicted model, not a curated record. Gene Ontology annotation, biological process: regulation of DNA-templated transcription; nuclear-transcribed mRNA poly(A) tail shortening. Gene Ontology annotation, cellular component: CCR4-NOT core complex; nucleus; P-body. The transcript has 3 exons. NCBI's taxonomy places the organism in Eukaryota, Fungi, Ascomycota, Dothideomycetes, Pleosporales, Trematosphaeriaceae. The coding region runs from base 153 to 2069 and encodes 638 amino acids.
CGUCAAGCCUACGACAAACACGCCCUCGACCACCGGCCAGCAGCAAACAAUUGCGCGCUCGCCCCGAAUCAAGCUGCCCACAUCGCUCCGAGCGAUUUGACCCCCGCACUAGGUCCGCCGCCGCACCUCGCGCACGAGGCUCCGCCGACGCCAUGGCAGCGCGAAAGCUCCAGCAGGAAAUCGACAAGUGCUUCAAGAAGGUCGCCGAGGGCGUGGCGACCUUCGAGAGCAUCCACGAGAAGAUACAGCAGACAACAAACCAGUCACAGAAAGAGAAGCUGGAGGACUCGCUGAAAAAGGAGAUCAAGAAGCUCCAGCGGUCGCGAGACCAGAUCAAGACAUGGGCCACCAUGAGCGACAUCAAGGACAAGAAGCCGCUGCUCGACCAGCGGAAGCUAAUAGAAACACAAAUGGAGAGGUUCAAGGCGGUCGAGAAGGAAAUGAAGACGAAGGCAUAUUCGAAAGAAGGCCUGCAAUUAGCAUCGAAGCUCGACCCGAAAGACAAGGAGAAGAUGGACACCGUGGAGUUCCUACAGCACAUGAACGAAGAGCUGGAGCGGCAGGUGGAGACGAUCGAGGCAGAGAUGGAAGUGCUGCAGGCCACCAUGAAGCGGAAGAAGGACAGCGCCAAGGCGGAUCGGAUAUCGGAGCUAGAAGAGACGGCAGAACGGCAUAAAUGGCAUCAGAAUAAGCUAGAAUUGCUGCAGCGAGCGCUGGAGAACAGUAAUGUCGAGACAGAACAGGUCAGAGAGCUGGAGGAGAGCAUUCGAUACUAUGUCGAGAGCAACCAGGAACCCGACUUUAUGGAAGACGACACCAUCUACGACGACAUCAAUCUGCAAGAGGAGGAGGCCAUCUUCGGCCUGGGACAGGACAUGGACCGGGUGUCGUCACAGGACACUCAGUCAAUACAGGACGACGUCGCGGAGGUAGAAGGCCGGCCAUCGAUAUCCGGCGCGAAGGGAAAGUCCGCAGACGCCUCACAAACAGGAACACGCAGACCGUCAACACAGCUCAAGUCCCCGCUGCCCGCACUGGCUACGCUACACACACCGUUACCUGGUGUCUCGAACUCUGCAGCCAAUUCCAUGAAGCCUGCCCCACUGCCAACACGAACACCAGGUGAACCAUUAAAGUACGCCUCGGCGGCCGCGGCGGCAGCCGCAAGCGAUAAGAACGGGGUCGGCAUCGCACCACUGCCACCACCACCGGGAGCUGUUGCGGCACAGGGAGCACUAGCUCCGGCCGGCGCACGGACAAGCGCAACAACGUCCCCGGCCCCCUCGCAUCCCCAGCCGGCAUCACGGCCUCAAACAACGAGUGCCGACUCCGCGCAGCAAGUGCAGACGACAAAAUCUCCGGCACCAACUGUCAGCGUUCCAGCCACCGUCGCCCCGGAGAAGGAAGCGCUGUCACGUGCCGCCUCAUCAGACGAUGCAAGCCGGUCUAGCAGAAAGGCGUCGGCCCCCGAACGUGUCGAAGAGGAAGGAUCGCAAUCAGCCACCCCACCAUUGACCAAUGGCGAGUCGCACGUCGAAGACGAGGAAGAGGAGUCGGUCUACCACCUCCCGUCAAGCUUGCAGGAUCUCCUUGAAUCGUUCGAAGCUACUAAGAACGACAUUACUGCCUCGUCAUCCAAGCCCCCGGAUGAGCGCAUGCUCGCCGCAUCGAUGGCCACUGCACCCGAUUCCGCCGACACGGAGGCUCCAAGACACUAUCGACCACAGAAUCCCUACCCAUACACACCCUCUCACUAUCCGCAAGAGCCGCUGGCUAUUUUCGACGACCCUCGCUUGUACUCGCGCAUUGAGACAGACGCUCUGUUCUAUGCGUUCUACUACCGCCAAGGGACAUACCAACAGUAUCUCGCCGCCAAGGCGUUGAAAUCUCAGAGCUGGAGGUUCCACAAGCAGUAUCAAACGUGGUUCCAACGUCACGAGGAACCCAAGGCUAUUACUGAGGAUUAUGAGCAGGGAACAUACAGGUUCUUCGACUAUGAGAGCACGUGGAUGAAUCGUCGGAAAGCUGAUUUCAGGUUCGCCUACAAGUUCUUGGAAGACGAACUCUGAGCGUCCGCACGACGUGUCCCGGCAAAGCUAGUUUCGAAUGACGGUAGUGCAAUUAUGUAUGAGGUAUUAAGUAGUCAGUCAAUUGGGCCCUCCUGGGCAGUUCUCCGAUGCGCAUGCACUCCGUGGCCCUUCACAAAUGACAUG